AUGUCGACAAUUGAAACUUCGCCCGCUGUGGUGGACGAAUCCUUUGCACAGAUCGCAGAGGCCGACAUCGAAGCAAUCUUGAAGAAGCUCACCCAGGAUGAAAAAGUCGCGCUUCUAACAGGAGACGAUUUUUGGCAUACCGUACCAGUUCCUCGACUUGGAGUCCCGUCGAUUCGAGUCUCAGACGGUCCGAACGGAUGUCCCGGCAGCAUGUCUUCCUGCGGAACUGCGAUCGGCGCGACCUUCGACAGGGACCUUGUCUUAGAAAUUGGCCAUCUUCUCGCCGCAGAGGCCAAGGCCAAGGGCGCGCAUGUCAUUCUCGGGCCGACCAUCAACAUCGCUCGAGGCCCGCUUGGUGGCAGAGGUUUCGAGUCGUACUCUGAAGAUCCGAUGCUGUCGGGUAUCCUCGCGGGACAUUACUGUAAAGGUCUCCAGGAGAAGAAUAUUAGUGCGACCCUGAAACACUUUGUUUGCAAUGAUCAAGAGCACGAGCGCAUGGCAGUGAACUCAAUUGUGACUGAUCGCGCGUUGAGGGAAAUUUACUUGCUUCCAUUCCAGGUUGCGAUUGCCCUAGGUCAACCAGAUGCCAUCAUGACUGCGUAUAACAAAGUGAAUGGCUUACACGCCGCAGAGAACCCGACCCUUCUCCGUGACAUUCUUCGCGGAGAGUGGAGUUGGGACGGUUUGGUUAUGAGCGAUUGGUUUGGAACAUACAGUACUACCGAGGCUAUCAACGCAGGCCUAGACUUGGAAAUGCCAGGUCCGCCGAGAUGGCGUGGCGCAGCCCUAAACCAUGCGAUCACAUCAAACAAAAUCACAGCGGCGACAUUAAACGACCGCGUCCGUGCUGUCCUGAAACUCGUUCAAAAGGCAGCUAAAUCAGGCGUGCCAGAUCAUGCACCCGAGACGCAGUUAGAUCGCCCCGAAGAUAGAAAACUUCUGCGAAAGAUCGCAUCAGAAGCAGUCGUCUUGAUGAAAAACCAAGAUAGCAUUCUUCCUUUGGACAAGCAUAAGAAAAUUGCGGUGAUUGGCCCCAACUCGAGGAUCGCCACUUAUUGUGGUGGUGGAAGCGCUGCACUGAACCCAUACCGUGCUGUGACGCCCUAUGAUGGCCUCGUGGAAGCCGCCCAGGGUGGCGUUGAGUUCGCUCAAGGCGUUUAUGGGCAUCAGAUGCUGCCGCUCCUUGGAAAGCAUCUUCGCACCGAGGAAGGCGUCCCUGGAUUCUCGUUGAAGAUCUUCAAUGAGCCCCCUACGGAUGCAUCACGAAAGCCUCUUGAGACGCGGCAAGAAACCGACUCUAUGGUCAUCUUCAUGGACUAUAACCACCCAGAGUUACAGCCGACCUGGUAUGCGGACGCAGAGGGUUACUUCGUUCCCGAAACCUCUGGUACAUAUGACUUUGGUCUCACAGUGCACGGAACUGGACGACUAUACGUGGAUGGGAAGCUUCUGAUCAACAAUGCCGACGUUCAGAGGGCGGGAACUAGUUUCUUUGGGAGUGGAACCAUGGAAGAGGUUGUAUCUUUGGAAAUGGAGGCGGGCAGGAAAUACAAGAUCCUCACGCAAUGGGGAUGUGGCAAGACGAGCACCUUCAAAGUCCCCGGUGUCGUAGAUUUCGGACAUGGAGGUUUCCGAUUUGGUGCUUGCAAACAACUCGUGCCUCAAGAAGGCAUUGCUGAAGCUGUCACAGUAGCUUCCAACGUUGACCAGGUGGUCCUCUUUGCCGGACUGAGCUCUGAAUGGGAGUCGGAGGGUGAGGAUCGAACCACCAUGAAGCUUCCACCUAACACGGAUGAGUUGAUCUCGAAGGUUCUCGAGGCCAAUCCGAAUACAGUCGUUGUGAUCCAAAGUGGAACACCGGUCGAGAUGCCCUGGAUCGAUAAUGCGAAGGCCGUGCUUCAUGCUUGGUAUGGUGGAAAUGAAACGGGCCAUGCUAUUUCAGAUGUUAUUAUUGGUGAUGUCAACCCGUCCGGAAAGCUUCCUCUCACAUUCCCACGACGACUCAAGGAUAAUCCCACAUAUUUCAACUACCGAUCCGAAGGCGGUCGUGUACUGUAUGGUGAGGAUGUGUACGUGGGUUACCGCUACUAUGACAGUCUGGAACUUGACCCGCUCUUUCACUUCGGCCACGGCCUUUCAUAUACCACAUUCAAAAUCUCAGACCUCCAGACGACAAGGGGGUCCGAAAAUACACUGCAAGUGCAGUGGAAGGUGCGAAACACUGGAUGCAGGGACGGAGCUGAAGUUGUCCAAGUAUAUAUUGCUCCCUUAUCAUCUCCCAUCCGACGACCAGUCAAGGAACUGAAGGAAUUUAAAAAGGUGCGAGUGCAAGCUGGUUCAGAGGAGUCCGUGACUAUUAAGUUGAAUCUUAUUCGUUCAACCAGCUUCUGGGACGAGAAGAGCAGCAGCUGGUGCAGCCACAGUGGCACUUAUAAGAUCAUGGUCGGAACGAGUAGCCGUGGUGAGUUCUUGGAGGAGGUACUGGAGGUGGUUGAAACCACGUUCUGGUCUGGCAGUUGGGAUUCACCAAUUUGA
Penicillium cosmopolitanum is the source of this 2535-nucleotide messenger RNA. Its product is annotated as beta-glucosidase. The record is from RefSeq and is a predicted model, not a curated record. Gene Ontology annotation, biological process: glucan catabolic process. Bases 1 to 2535 code for a protein of 844 amino acids. Gene Ontology annotation, molecular function: beta-glucosidase activity. NCBI's taxonomy places the organism in Eukaryota, Fungi, Ascomycota, Eurotiomycetes, Eurotiales, Aspergillaceae. The transcript is spliced from 5 exons.